This is a messenger RNA of Vicia villosa (hairy vetch), 1254 nucleotides long. RefSeq lists its product as uncharacterized. The transcript has a single exon. The record is from RefSeq and is a predicted model, not a curated record. Lineage: Eukaryota; Viridiplantae; Streptophyta; Magnoliopsida; Fabales; Fabaceae. The coding region runs from base 1 to 1254 and encodes 417 amino acids.
AUGGUUACCGGAGAAACCUCGAAGGAGCGAGAAGGCCCUGAUUCUCAAGUCAUAGUAGAGAACAUGGAUUUGUGGGGAGAUCUGAAAAUCGAAGAACACAAGUUUGGUGAUUAUGAGUGCCCAGAAAUCAUCUUGUCGAAAGUAGAAGAAAGAAGAAUUUCAAUUCCAUGGAAAAAAGGAGUGAUUGUCAAAAUGCUGGGGAGGAGGAUCGGCUACAAAGCACUUGAAAACAGGUUGAAUCAGUUGUGGGCUAGAAAUGGAUGUCUGAGUAUCGUGGAUCUAGGACAAGAGUACUAUCUUGUUACUUUCACCAACAAAGAGGAUCAAUACUCUGCACUAAUAGAUGGAGCUUGGCUUAUUUAUGACCAUUACCUAUCGAUGAGGGAAUGGAAGCCAAAUUUUUGUCCGGCAAGUGACGCUAUUGAACAAGUUGCAGUGUGGGUGCACGUUUCAGGGAUGCCAAUUGAAUACUACGACGCGAGAGUUCUCACUUUCAUUGGUAAUCGCAUUGGGGUUACAGUUAAAGUUUAUAGAAAAACUCUGAGCAAAGAGAGGGGCGAAUAUGCUCAGCUAUGUGUUCAAGUCGAUAUAUCAAAAAUGCUUUUGGCCAUGUUUGCAAUCAAAGGCAGACACUAUAAGAUUAAGUAUGAAGGUUUACACUUACUCUGUUUAAGGUGCAGCAGAUUUGGGCAUUUCAAAGAGGGAUGCGAAGUUCAGUCCAAGUCAAAUGGAAAAGGUAUAGCCACUGUGGUUAGAAAUACACUAGAAAAGGGAGAAACAUCAAUUCAUCUUCAAGAAAGAGAACAAGACGAGGAUGGCCCUUGGAAGGUGGUACAAAAAACUCGGAGAUCAAGGAAAGGUAAGGAAACGGAGAAGAAUGGGUGGCAGUCAGGUCCGACGAGCCUCCGUGCAAAAACUCCGAUGACAUUGAAUAGCAUUAAAGCCAACAUUAAUGCAAAGGGAUCCAGAUUUAUUUCACUUAAUGAGGAGACCAUGGAUUUGGAAGUUCCAAAUUUGAAUGACAAGAAUAGUAAGAAGAAUAAUGAAGAGAAUUCAAUGGGGGAUACUGGAAAAGGAAUACAAUCCCCAACGAUCAUCCAUCAACGGAAAUCCAAAAAAGAAAGAAAGAAAUUGGAGGAGACCAAUAAAAAGAAGGUAAAGAGCUUCCAAAAUGUUAUUGAGAAAGUAACACGUGGCAUAGAAAAAGAUAAGCGACCGGUGGGACCUUUUGGUAAAAAAGAGAGAAUUAUAUGA